This is a messenger RNA of Opisthocomus hoazin, 669 nucleotides long. The record is from RefSeq and is a predicted model, not a curated record. NCBI's taxonomy places the organism in Eukaryota, Metazoa, Chordata, Aves, Opisthocomiformes, Opisthocomidae.
AUGAAUUGCCGAGGCAGAGUCAGUCCUGGAACUGCAGCCCCAACAGAAGAGAGAAGCUGCUCCUGGCUGAACCCCUGGGUCUUCUUUGUUUCUGCCCUUGUCAUCAAAACUGCCUUUGUAACCGUCUGCCUUGUUGUUUUCCUUCACGGAAGCGAUGGCCAGUACAAGACUCUGCUCCAGAAUGCUACAGAGUGGCGCUGCAUCCCCAGCAUGUCUGCAGACAAAAAGCAAGGCUGGACGUGCUGCCCGAAGGGCUGGAAACGCUUUCAAAAGAGCUGCUACUACCUGUCGGCUGACUUGAUGCCCCUGGCUGAGAGUGAGCAGAACUGCACUGGGAUGGGCUCCCACCUGGCAGUGAUCACCAGUGAAGCAGAGCAGGAGUUUCUCUACAACUUGGCGAAAGGAGCAGCUACUAACGCCUAUGAAACAAAAUACUACAUAGGAUUAAGUGCUUCUGGAAACGGGCAAUGGCAGUGGGUGGAUCAGACUCCAUAUGAGAAGGCAGCCACGUUCUGGAAACCUGGGGAACCCAAUUUACUCUUUGCAGAAAAAUGUGCUGCAAUUCACAUCAAGGGAAAGACUGACUCCAACACUUACAGUAACUGGAAUAACAUCCUUUGCUUCACAAGCUGCUAUCGAAUUUGUGAACAGGCAGUCAAAGUUGUCUGA